AUGUCCAGAUCCGGUUCUCAAGGCAAGUGGGUGGCUUCCUUCGUGAAGGAGAAGGACAUCAAGGAGCUCCGGGAGGCGGGGUACCUGAGUGCGGACGUUGCGCACAGGAUCCCUGCCAAGAAGCAGGCUUCGCUGUUAGCGGCGACCGCCCAGGCCACCGAAGUAUCCGAACUCAAGCGGAAGCUGGAGCUGGCCGAUGAGGAUCUCAUCCGCAUCAACAUGCGGUUUGAUGAGGCGCAAGGUAGUGCGGCCGAGGUCGAGACCCUGAAGGGUGACCUCGCCCGAGCCAAGGAGCAGGCACGGGUGAGCCAAGCGGCCGCUGACAAAGCAGCCGCGGAUUUAAAGGCCGAGCAGGUUGCCUGCCGCCGAUACGAGGAGCGGGUGACCGAAGUGGAGCAAGAGCUCAAGGACGCUACCGACAAGUGCGAGGCCUUGGAAGAGAAGAAUAAGGCUCAAGCGGCCGAUCUUACCAAGGCUCUCCAGGGGGCCAAGGAGGCGCGGACCGAGUCCCGGGCGGCUCGCGAGGAGAUCAAGCAGGCCGAACAGAUAGCGGCUAAUGCCUUUGCGGAUCUUCCGAAGAGCGCUGCCGAUGCCUCACAGUAUUUUCGGGCCCAAGAGGGGAACACGACGGCGAAGCUCUUCUGGUCACAGUACCUGGCGCUAGAGCGUCCAGCACUGUUGAACGACCAGAUGAUGCAGCUGGCGGAGCUACAUAGGAUGUCCGGUUUGGCCAUGAAGUACGUCAUAGUCCGGCUCUGGCCAACCGAACCCAUUCCUAGCAGUUACUUCGGCCUGGUGAAGCGACUCACUAACGCGCUGCCCCGAAUUGAAGCUGUCAAGCGCUCGGCGUGCAUCGAAGGUGCACGGAUGGUCUUCGCCCGUGUCAAGAUGCAAUGGGCGAAGAUAAAGGCCACCGUCGCAGCCGAAGGCCCGCCCGAAGGCAAGGACCACCGCAAGCCGGAGCAGUAUUUUGAUGACGUCUUGGAGGGUGCCCGGAUAGUAGAGGGCCAAUGCUCGAAGGAUAUCGUGUUUGAGUAA
Molecule: messenger RNA, 1038 nt
Organism: Aegilops tauschii subsp. strangulata
Lineage: Eukaryota; Viridiplantae; Streptophyta; Magnoliopsida; Poales; Poaceae
Source: RefSeq, a predicted model, not a curated record